CCGAGGGGCCCGAGCUCCUGGCAGUGCAGGAUCCUGUCGACGAUCUUUCCUGGGGUCUGUCUGCAAAAAUGUCUGAAAGAUCAGAUCUCCUUCACUUCAAGUUUGAAAAUUAUGGAGAUUCAAUGUUACAAAAAAUGAACAAAUUAAGAGAAGAGAAUAAAUUUUGUGAUGUUACAGUUCUCAUAGAUGAUAUUGAGGUACAGGGGCAUAAAAUUGUGUUUGCUGCAGGUUCCCCCUUCUUAAGAGACCAGUUUUUACUGAAUGAUUCCAAAGAGGUGAAAAUCUCCAUAUUACAAAGUUCUGAAGUGGGGAGACAAUUGCUAUUAUCCUGUUAUAGUGGUGUGCUGGAAUUCCCUGAAAUGGAACUGGUAAAUUACUUGACUGCUGCAAGUUUUCUUCAGAUGAGUCACAUUGUAGAACGGUGCACACAGGCGCUGUGGAAGUUUAUAAAGCCAAAACAACCAAUGAAUAGUAAAGAGGGAUGUGAACAGCAGACUGCUUCUCCCCAGUCAAAAGAACAACAGGGAGAUGCCAGAGGCUCCCCAAAACAGGACUCACCUUGUAUUCAUCCAUCUGAAGACAGUAUGGAUAUGGAGGACAGUGAUAUUCAGAUUGUUAAGGUAGAAUCUAUUGGGGAUGUAUCAGAGGUUAGAAAUAAAAAAGACCAAAGUCAAUUUAUUUCUUCUGAACCCACUACCUUACAUUCAUCAGAGCCCCAGCACUCCCUGAUAAAUUCAACUGUGGAAAACAGAGUAAAUGAAAUAGAACAAAACCAUCUUCACAAUUAUGCUCUCUCUUACACAGGCAGUGAUAACAUCAUCAUGGCCUCCAAAGAUGUCUUUGGGCCUAAUAUUCGAGGUGUAGACAAAGGCCUACAGUGGCAUCACCAAUGUCCAAAGUGUACCAGGGUGUUUCGUCACCUGGAGAACUACGCCAACCAUUUAAAAAUGCACAAACUCUUUAUGUGUCUACUCUGCGGCAAGACUUUUACUCAAAAAGGCAACCUUCAUCGACAUAUGCGUGUACAUGCUGGCAUUAAACCUUUCCAGUGUAAGAUCUGUGGGAAAACCUUUUCUCAGAAGUGUUCCUUACAGGAUCAUCUUAACCUUCACAGUGGAGAUAAGCCCCAUAAGUGUAACUAUUGUGACAUGGUUUUUGCACAUAAGCCAGUUUUGAGGAAACACCUUAAACAGCUCCAUGGCAAAAACAGCUUUGAUAAUGCCAAUGAAAGAAAUGUACAAGAUCUCACAGUGGACUUUGAUUCCUUUGCAUGUACAACAGUCACAGAUUCUAAAGGGUGUCAGCCACAGCCUGAUGCAACACAGGUCCUGGAUGCAGGUAAACUGGCCCAAGCUGUUCUGAACUUAAGAAAUGAUAGUUCUUGUGUGAACUGAAUAGGGGCUUCAUACUCAAUAGAACUGACUGAGAACAGGGCAAUAGUCUUAAGAGUAGGAAUGACUUUGCUAGUUUGAUGUCUCCAAAGCUCUGUUCAGGUUGUGGGGGAUAAGUCAAAGAACUAACUGACCAGGCAGUUUACCACAUGGAGUGGUCUUGCCUUCCUUUUGUCUGCUCCCAUUUUCUGUUUUUAUCCUAUGAUGUCUGUUUUCCUUUCCUAAGGAGUAUUCCAUUUGUCUACCUUACAUUGACUAGACAAGUCAAUCAGACAGGCACUGUUUUAAGCUUUUCACUGGAAACAUUCUACAGGUACCAACAAAUUAAUAACAUCACCUACUUUCUACUAGUAGUCAGUAUGCUAAAAGAAGUGAAUGAUGUUUUCCUUUAUCAUAAAACAAGCUAAGGUAAUAAGACUGUAUUGCUAUUGACCUUAAAUUAAUGUGAGGUAGAACUUUUAGUUGCCUAUGGAUAAUUCUUAUAUGUCUGAUCAAGGAAAGAAUCUGCUUCCUA
Messenger RNA from Elephantulus edwardii (Cape elephant shrew), 1905 nucleotides. It is a transcript of the gene ZBTB26, whose product is annotated as zinc finger and BTB domain containing 26. Bases 69 to 1394 code for a protein of 441 amino acids. The transcript has 2 exons. Gene Ontology annotation, molecular function: DNA-binding transcription factor activity, RNA polymerase II-specific; RNA polymerase II cis-regulatory region sequence-specific DNA binding; protein binding. Gene Ontology annotation, biological process: regulation of transcription by RNA polymerase II. Lineage: Eukaryota; Metazoa; Chordata; Mammalia; Macroscelidea; Macroscelididae. Gene Ontology annotation, cellular component: nucleus. The record is from RefSeq and is a predicted model, not a curated record.